GAUGGAUUGAUCUCUAUAUGACGGAAAACAAGACAUUACAGGUAUAGAAAAUUAUCUAAAUCUAUGCCAGCAAGGGAGCUAGUGUGGAUUUAGUCUGGCAGCGGAUGCGCCUAAGUUGUGUAGAGGCCAGCGCCCCAUGACCCCAUAAUUCUACUCUCCUUUCUGCUCCUAGCCCCAUCUAAAGGUUGAAAAGGAGACUUAUGUAGGACAAUUUCACAAACCAUGAAUAAUACAACUCCAAAUGCCAGCAAUGAAAGCAGUACAACAGAGAACAGUGUUGAUCAUGCUUAUAUUCAUUUUACUAUAGCAGCUCUCAUCUGUAUAGUUAUCUGUCUCAUUGGCUUGGUAGGAAAUGUUACAGUAUUUUGGUAUCUUUGCAUGAAGAUAAAAAAAAACAAGUAUACCAUUUACAUUAUCAAUCUGUCGGUGGCUGACUUCAUCUAUUUGGUAUUUAGUGCAUUAACACUAAUGGUGUAUGUUAAUACAUUAUUGAAUAAAAAACCAGAUUUUCCAGGGAAAAAAUCUUUUUUAAUAUUUUUGGAAAUCUUUUAUGACUGCGCACAAUAUUCAGGAAUGUUUAUCCUCACAGCCAUCAGUCUGGAAAGAUGUCUCUCUGUCUUAUUUCCAAUCUGGUACCAAUGCCAUCGGCCUCGGAAUUUGUCCAUCAUCAUCUGUGCUUCAGCUUGGCUCAUUGGAUGUUCAGAAGGUCUUAUAGAGAAUUUGGUGUGCACACAAGAAGCUUUUAAGAGAAAGACUACAGAGUGUACUGCAGUUCAGAUCAUGACCUUUGGUUUAUCCAUUGUAAUCUGCUUACCUAUCAUGGUAAUUUCUAGUUUCAUCUUGCUCAUUAACAUACGAAGAACAUUCAGCGACCAGUAUCCAAUGAGACUCUACAUCAUCAUUAUCGUUGCGGUUGUUAUAUUUAUCUCAUCUGUCAUCCCAUUUAAUGUUACAUGGUUCUUAAUGUAUUUUAGACUACUACCAUCAGAAGAUCAUAUACUUGCUAUUUACUUUGCUAGUAUUUAUAGUACCGUGCUUAAUUGUGCACUUGACCCAUAUAUCUACUUCCUUAUUGGAAAAAAAUGGAAGCAGAAGACUAGUCAAACCAUUCAAGAUGCCCUCGAAGAAGCCUUCAGAAUAGAAAAUCAUAAAAAUAACAACUCAAAAAGUAACAAAACAAGUGGCACAUCCAGCCAGAUUCACCUUCCAAGUACUUCUUAAUUAUGCUUCCAUGGUCGUCCUGUACUGCAAUAAAUAGUAACCAGCUGUACACAAAGGUAAUGCUCAAUGGAUCAUUAUCAUUCUACUGUUUGACUAUUCACAGUCAUUAACCUUUGCCAGUACAGCCCUAAGAAAAUCCUUGCUGUUGAAAUACUUUAUAUUGAAGACUGUUCACAUUGGUAUUUUUAGGUUUCGUCACAGCACUUUUCUUGCCAUCAAAAAUAUAAAACUGCAUCUAUCAUGGGAAUCCAUAGCACUACGUAUCUGGAUAAGGUAGUAAAAAAAGUGUUUUAUUUUAUUUGAUAAUCGUUCCACCAGUGAAAAACG
This is a messenger RNA of Bufo bufo (common toad), 1548 nucleotides long. Its product is annotated as mas-related G-protein coupled receptor member H-like. The transcript has 3 exons. NCBI's taxonomy places the organism in Eukaryota, Metazoa, Chordata, Amphibia, Anura, Bufonidae. Gene Ontology annotation, molecular function: G protein-coupled receptor activity. The coding region runs from base 223 to 1221 and encodes 332 amino acids. Gene Ontology annotation, cellular component: membrane. Gene Ontology annotation, biological process: G protein-coupled receptor signaling pathway. The record is from RefSeq and is a predicted model, not a curated record.